UUGUUUGCAAUGAUGAUGAACUUCUUUUGCCCACUGAUCAUGGCAUGUGGUCUUUAUUUGAGGUACUAUUAGAUGACAGACCUGAGGCAACUGUGGAACCUGUCUCCAUGAUUUUGACUAGUAUAUCCAUUUUUUUUAUGAGAGAUACCCUUCUUUCAAUUUUCUCUAGAACUGAACUGGUUCUCAUCAGCAAGGAGACCUGGUCUGAAAUGCAGGAUCUGCAAAUUUCCAGGACCUCAACCCAUGUGAAGUCUGCUGUGGAUGAUGGAAAUUGCCAAGUAUUUAAAGAAUUGUUGAACGCCCCCUUUAUCCUUCCUUUCUCCUCUUCUAGUGUAGAUAGUAUGCUGUUUCUAGCUCAUUGCAGGAGGCAAAAGAUUUUGAUGCAACUUGCAUUGGACCAUGGAGCUGACAUAAGUUACGUAUUUGCAGGGAAACCAAUGUUACAUCAUGCGUGUUUCGAUGUUUCAAUGGUUAAACUGUUGCUUGAAAAAGAUGCAGAAGUAGAUUUGGUGGAUGACGAUAAGAUGACUGCUCUUCAUCAUGCUUGCAAGAAUUAUGAUAGCAUAGAAUUAAUAGAGACCCUCCUAGAGGCAGGCGCCUCUAUUGAUGCAAGAGCAAAUGAUGGCUCGAAUGCCCUGCACUUUGCUGCAGAUCCUGAAUGGAUUGAUUGCCAGGUGAAUCCAGCAAUAAUAGAUCUUCUUGUAAAUAGGGGCAUUCCUGAUGUCGAUUCAAAGAAUGAUAUGGGUCUCACACCUCUCGGUGUUGCAACCAAUUGCCAAUUGAUGAAAGCACUUUUAGAGAAUGGAGCAGAUGCUAAUAACAUGGGCCCGAACCAAGAGACAAAUUUAUAUAAUUUUGCUGAAGAUGGGGAAAAUAUUCUGGAACAAGUUAAAAUUCUGUUAGAUUUUGGCCUUCUGAUUGAUUUGAAGCAUAUCAGUAAUAAUUUUAUCCUAAAAGAAGUGCUUAUCUUUUUGAUGUAUAUCAAUCCUGAAGUAUUUAGCUAUGUUCUGGAAAGGUGUUUUGUUCAUCACCUACCUCUGACAAAAGCUCAAAUUAAUGAACUUGCUUUCAUGGACGGCGCAAAUGAUAAUCUACGAAAUAGGAGAAUUUUUGCGCGCCAUCUAGCAAAAAUUAUAUCGUUACAACAAGAUGUUUGUGAUGAUGAUACUGCUCAGUCUGUCUGGAAUGAGGCAGAAAUCACCUUCAGUCAGUUUAAGAAGAAAUGUGAAUCAGAAGUCAGUCAGAUGCAAAGACACAUAAUUCCUGGAACAGAUCUGUCUGUUUAUGAUGUAUUAAUGAUGAAUGAGUACAGAGUCGCAUGUCUCCUGCGAAACCCACUUGUAGAGUUUGAUCAACAGGAAUUAGAAGAAUUGUUUCCCUCAUAUAGAAAAAUUUUAAUGUAUCAUAUACAUGAAGGACAUAACCGAUUUUCCCUGCAGAAACAAGCCAUUUGCAGCUACGAAUCUCUAUCUGUCCAUUUCAGAAGUAUGCCUGACAAAAUUAAGAUGAAAAUAACAUUCUACCUCAGCGUUCCUGAUAUCAUGAAUUUGAAACGAGCUUGCCAUCAGCCAGGAAUUUCUUUAUGUUUCAGUGAAGACAAGAGUAACGAACGCAUCCAAAGCCUUAUUCUGCUCUCCAAAAAUGUCGAUGAUCACAGAUCUGGGAUACUCUUGAGUAAGGCCACAAUAAGAGCAGAAACGAGCCCUGCUUCACUCUCGCAAGUCAUCAGAGUAGCAGCUUUUCUUCCUACAGUUUACUGUAGAAAGCAAUUAGGUAUAGUGAAAUUAUUUAGAAAUAAUGGCAUCUUCAUAGUCAGCAAUGAUGACAAGUUGAGGUUGCAGAAAGGAAAUGAUUCGUGGGACUUAAUUGAAAUACAUCUUGACCAAAACUCUCUGGCACAGAAAGAAACCCUAACUGUGAUCUCGAUGAAUAACAAAUCUGAUGGCGGGCGCGGUAAGCACGAUCUUGAAUGGAUUUUUCACAAUACAAGCCUCAAAAUCCAGACAGAACGCUCUCUCCAAAAAGCUGCCAAAACACAACCAGCCGUUGACAGCACAAAUUUUGAAGUUUUCAAGCAUAUCUUGAGUCAUAAAUUCAUCAUUCAGUAUUCACUCGUAUUGCCACAGGAAAUUGGGAGCCUUCUGACAGUUGCCUCCAACAGAGGGCAGGAGAUCUUGGUCCAAUUGGCGCUAGACUAUGGUGCCAAUGUUGACUUUAUAAGCAGCAAAGGUCGCACAGCUUUACAUUGGGCCACUCGCAAUGGUGCCCUUCCUCCAGUUAAAAUUCUCCUCAAAAAUGGUGCUGAUGUUAAUAAGAAGGAUGGAAAAGGUUGGACGCCUCUUCAUUUUGCUGCCAAUCAAGGACACCUGGAAAUCGUAAGGACUCUCUUAUUAAAUGGAGCUGAAAUCAAUCCAACAGGUAGUGAUGACCGCACACCCUUACACUGGGCUGCUGGUAACGGUUUGGUUGCAGUUGUCAACCUUCUACUUGAUGAAGGCGCAAAUGUCAAUGCCGAGGAUGAGGAUGGUUACACACCUCUUCAUUUUGCAACGAAGCAAGAACAUUUGGAUGUGAUGGAAUUACUCGUCCUAAAUGGCACAGAUGUCAAUUCAAAAGCAAAAGAUCGAGGCUAUACCCCUUUGCACCUCUUAGCAUACCAUUGGAUUUGCCCCCAAAACGCGGUAGUCCAGUUGCUUAUUGAAAGAGGCGCUGCAGUUGAUACCAAAGACAACAACGGCAAUACACCAUUGCAAGUUGCUGUGGCUAAUACAAACGUUUUAUGGACAAGUGUGGUCCAGCUGCUUAUUGAUGGUGGUGCAGAUGUAAGCUCAAAGGACCGACUUUUUCGCACUCCAUUACAAAAUGCGGGAUCAUUCGAAAUGAUGAAAGUACUACUUGAAAAUGGAGCCGACCCCAACGAGUCUGACUCAAGUCAAUUAAGAGCUCUUCUUGAAGAGAUCGAUUAUGAAGGUCCGAGUAGAAUCCAGGUGUGGUUAGAUCAUGGAGCAUGUGUGGAAAGAAAAUUUGAUGGCAAGUCAGUGUUAGCGUGGGCUUACCUGUGUGGACGUUCGAGCACCAAAGCAUUUGAGUAUGUCCUUGAGCGCUGUUUCAUCAAUCCCUUUUCUCUAAUAGGAACUGAAAUUCAUGAGACUCUGUUUCACCCUACUUUUGACCUCCAUCAUUACGCAGGGAUGGAUGGUGCGAAUCAUCGCUCUGUCGUCUGUUCGCAACCCUACAUCCGUCAUCUUGUCAAGAUCAUGUCCUUGAAUCUUUAUGAAUUUAUUGAUAUUGAUAUUGAGUCCAUUUGGCAUUGGAGAGGAGAAACCUUCUCAGAUUUCAAAGAGAAAUGUGAAGCAGAAGUCAAUAAAAUGAAAGGUCAACUAAUUGCUGGGGCUUAUCUAUCAGUUUUCGAUGUUUUAGCCAAAAGUGAAAAUGAAAUUUCCUGUCUCCUGAGAAACCAAUCUGUUGUAAGUGUUAUUAACCUUCUCUGUAUAAAAGAGUCAUUUCCCAUCUAUGGAAACAUUCUGACUCAUCACAUCGAGAAAGGACGGAAUAGAUGCUCCUUUCAAAAACGAGGCAUCUGUUGGUUUAGCCGCCUGUCUGAUCAUUUUAAGAGUCUUCCUUUCGAAAUCAAGGACAAUAUCACAAGUUAUUUGAGUGUCAUUGAUAUAUUGAAUUUGAGGAGAGUCUGCACUCAUUCAAUGGCUGCUAAGAGGCGGAAUUCUUCUUCUCGAACUCUGUUGAUGAGCUCAUCAGUCAACACAAGAAUACAUUUAAGACUUGUCUUCAUUUUUGGACAGCAGUAUCAUUCCAAGGACUUCUACUACACUGAGUUUUCGACUGAUAAAAUUCACCUUUCUCCACGCUGUCCAUUUAGCAGUUGUAUCAUGGCACACUAUGUGCAAGGCCUUAUCUUCUUACAAAGGAGAAAGAAGUUCUUUGUUGACGAACAUAUGCUUUACAAUCCAGGAACAAGCACAGUAGAAGCCUCAGCGUAUGCUUUUUUGCCCACUGGCUUCACCACAGAUCAUCCUGGUAUGCUGAGAUUUUUUCAAGAACGACAAAUUCAUGUCCUUAAUGAUGAAAAUGUGUCCAUCUUGCUUCCGGAGGUUCACUCGCUGCGUAGCAUUGAAAUUCUUCUUGUUCAAAGAAAUCCAUUUUCUUUACCUCAACUGUGUGUUUAUCGUUGUUUGGACAGUAAAAACACCAUCGCAAGUCUUUUAAAUAUUCCAAUUUCUACUGUUGGCAACAGGCAGGUGAAAUGCAUCCACCCUGUUAUUGAUGACUAUAAUUUAAAGCUCCUUGAACGACUUUUCAGCUGCAGAACUGACAUUCCUUGCAAUUUCGGCCCAUACCGUAAUGGAUAUCUCUUGCACAUGGCUGCUAAAACGGGUCAGCUAGCACUUGUGAGUUCUCUGCUGAACCAUGGUGCAGAAGUCAAUUGCAAGGAUGAAUUUCACAAGUACACAGCUGUGCACCAUGCUGUGUUUGGUGGUUUUGCGUCAAUCGUUCAGCUGCUUGCUGACAAAGGUGCUGAUCUCAACGCUAAGGAUCUGAACGGUUGUUCCCCGCUGCACUAUGUUAACCACUUUGAUGUAGCAAAGACUCUUCUGGAAAACGGUGCAGAUGUUAAUAGUAUGGAUGGUGAUGCGGUAACACCUCUGUCCAGAAUAAUCACUGUAGCUGAAUCUAAUCUCACCUCGGAUCGAUCAAAUUUUGUGAAGUUGUUUUUGACGUAUGGAUCUCGUUUGGAAGACAGGGACAAGUCAGUCCUGAGAACUGCAUACAAAGCGCAGAGGCCGGAAACAUUCCUAUACCUCCUUGAAAGCUGCUUCACAGACCCUGCUCUCUUGAAAGGAACGUCAGUUCACACAGAUGUGUCUCGUGUGUGUUUCAGCAUGGUAUCUAAAGACUUGUCUGCAAUGCAUAAAAUGCUGCCUCACCAUGUGGUCAAAAUAAUUACUCUUCAUCAGAGUCCUCUCUUUGACAAUGUCAUCAAUUCACUCUGGACAGGAAUGACUAGUCUUGCCAAAUUCAAAAGUCUGUGUGAAACAGAAGUGGAAAGUUUAAAAAAUCGAAUGUGCUCUGAUCCCGAAUUGUCUUUAUUCGAUAUUUUGCUCACCAACGAACGUAAAGUGUCUCGCCUGAUGGAAAAUGAUUCGGUGGCGAAGGUGAUAAACAUCAAAGAUAAGGAACUGGAUGAAAAGUUUCCCAUCUAUGCUCCAUCAACUGAACCCUCUAUGAUGUCCUCAGAGUUUACUUUCAAUGCCUGCCCUACACAGGGUGAAGCUUCCAAUACCUCCGAUAUGUCGACUUUGUCCAUUGAGCCCUGUGAGAGAACCAUGUCAAGCCAUCCCCUAUUUCAAUGCCUAAUCUUUACAAUCAAUAACCAGUCUCCAGCCACCUCAAACAGUGCAUCGUCAGCCUCAUCAGGGAACGUGGCUUACGCUCUUUUGCCUGACAAUUUCUUGAGGGAACACACCAAUAUACUUAGACUUUUUGAGCGUAAAAACAUCGCUAUCCUCAAUGGUGAAAGUGUCCUUGCUCUUCUCUCAAAAGUGAACGAGCUGCUUGUUCUGGAAAUUCUCUUGGAUGGCAGUCCAUCAGCCACUCUGGACCCACUUUAUGUAGCUACCUCUGCCAGCUGUCAUAGUGACGUCCAAAGGCUUCUUGGCGUCAACCCAGAACAAAUCAAAGAAGGAGAGUACGAUAAAAUUCACUCUGCCCUUGAUGAUGAAAACCUGAAAGUCAUCGAGCAAAUUUCUAGCCGAAGACCUGAUAUCCCUUGUAAGUUUAAUAAUAUACAUGGGAACCUAUUACACAUGGCCGCAAGAACAGGUCACUUAGCCCUUGUGAUUUUGUUACUGGAUAAUGGUGCAGACAUCCAGUGCAAAAAUAAUGCUCUAGGUUGUACACCACUACACCAAGCCGUUUCUAGUGGCUCUGAGCGCAUAGUUAAACUUUUCAUUGAUAGGGGUGCCAGUGUCAAUCUUAAGGACAGUGAACUUCGUACUCCAUUGCAUUAUGCCAGACAUCUAGAUUCGGCAAAGGUUCUCCUGGAAAGUGGUGCUGAUGUAAAUGCCCUAGAUAGAGAUGGAAAAUCACCUCUCCUCAGAUACCUGCAAGACCCAGCCGGAGAUAGUGUCUUCAAACUUCACCAGGCUGGUUUGCAGUUGUUUUUGAAGUACGGAGCUCAAGUUGAGGGGAAGUACGAGCGCAACCUUAUCCUAAAAUUGAUCCUGGAAAGGUCGUAUGUUCCCGUCUUUCAAUAUCUUCUGGAAUGCUGUUUUGUGGACUCCUCGAUAUUUCAAGAUAAUGCUCUCCAUGAUGCUACCUGUGGCAUACCUGAAGACCUUAUUAAAGAGUGUCCUCAUUAUUUCCACGAGCUGGGCAGAACAUGGGACAAUAUUAAUUGGGUUUUCUCUCGCCAUUUGGUUAAAGUAGCAACACUCCUGCAAAUUCCUGAUUCAGAAAAUGUAGUUGAAUCUAUCUGGCGGGGAGGAAAACGCCGCCUUGUCAAAUUUAGGAAAGUUUGUGAAGAAGAGGUGAUUCGACUGAUAAGUUUUCAGAUUGCUGAAACUGGAGUAUCACUGUUUGAUAUUUUGACAAGCAAAGAAAAAAAAAUCGCCAGGCUGCUUGAAAAUGAAUCAAUUGCAGUAGGUCUCAGUUCUUUAGAAUUUAGCGAACAGUUCCCAGAGUUUGGUAACAUAAUGAAAUACCAUUUAGAAAAAGGAAAAAAUUGGAAGGUAUUUCAGGAAGAAGGCUGCAAGAGCUUCAAGAUCUUGUCCUGCCACUUCAAAGCUCUACCUGAUGAAAUUAAAGAAAAAAUUAUCAAUUUUCUCAGCCCUACAGAUAUUAUGAAUUUGAAAAGGACUGUUGUAAUUCUUGCCAAGGCCUAGAAUUGAAAGUUUAACCUCGAUUUUAUAGAAAUCUGUGCACCAAUCGUCUAAGUGUGUUAUCUUCCUUAAGUCAAUCUAACUCUUUGGACUGAGUUAUAGAGGGAGGCUCUAUCACAAUAAUGUUAUUUUCAUGAAGCAUCAAUAACCUUCAAUCAUGCAAAACCGCCCGCUAUCCAGUUUGUCGAGUUAAUUCUUUCAUGUGCAACUCUCAUUUCUAACGAACGUUAUCACAGUUAAAGGGACUACUUACCUAUUCGAAUUUCUUAAAUUAUAAAUAUUUGAAAUCGUCUCCUUCCCGCUAAAACAUCACAGAUGUUGCUGGGCAUCCCAUUAUUGUUGGAAUUUUUUCUUCAAAGCUUCUGCACACUUCCAUGAAAAAUUCAGAGAUUAAUCUUGAUGAUACAAGAAAUGGUAGGUGAAAUUUUUAAGUGAUGAUGUUCAUUAGUUGUUCCAGCAAAAAAAUUGGACAAGUGUGACAAGUCGAAGCAAAAAGCUUGUGAUACUUUGGCUGGAAGCUGAGAAUAUAUUAAAUUUCAGAGACUUGAAACUUUACAGGUACUCUGGAAAAUAUUGAAUUUUUGAGGUAAUUUUUUUGUCUUUCGAAGUUCAAUGCUUAGGUGCCAUAUUCUUUCUUGAAUUGAAUAAGUAUAUAUUUCAAUUUAAUGAAAACAGAAAUAAAUUUUUUCUGCUGCUUUUUGC
Messenger RNA from Bemisia tabaci, 7598 nucleotides. Lineage: Eukaryota; Metazoa; Arthropoda; Insecta; Hemiptera; Aleyrodidae. The record is from RefSeq and is a predicted model, not a curated record.